UUGAGCAUGCUGAUAACAAUAUUUAAAUGUAUUCUUAUAUUCAUAUUAAAUCCAGGGGUGGAAGGAAAACAACCAAACAUCAUCUUCAUGUUGACUGAUGAUAUGGGUUCAGCGGAUGUUAAAUUUAGAAAUCCUGAAUCUCCAUUUAUUACUGAUAAUAUUGAUGCCAUUGCUGCUGAUUCGGUCAGAUUGUUCAACUAUUAUGUUCAUCCAACCUGUAGUCCAACAAGAGCAGCUCUUAUGACUGGAAGAUAUGCGGCUAAUGUCGGGGUCUCCCUUGCACUUAUGCGGGGUAAUCCAGGAGGACUUCAUCCUAAAUAUCCCACUAUGGCUGAGCACUUGGAAUCAGAGGGUUAUGAAACCUAUCUAGUCGGUAAAUGGCAUCUUGGCAGUAGCAUGUUGAAAUAUCAUCCCAGAAAUAGAGGAUUCAAACACUUUUAUGGUCUGCUAGGUGGGGGCUUCAACCAUUAUACCAAGCAGUGUGGAUCUGGAAGAUAUGACUUCUGGAGAGACUUUAAUGUCGAAUAUGAAAAUGUGACUUAUUCAACUGAUUUGUUUAACACAGAAGCACUGAGUGUGGUGCAAAAACAUGUUGAAGAUAAAUCCAGCAGUCCAUUCUUUCUCUACCUUUCCCAUCCUGCCCCUCAUGAUCCUCUUCAGGCACCGGCGAGACUCCAGGAAAAAUGCAAACAUAUUGAAAAUGACAGAAGAAUGAUGAGUUGUGCGAUGGUUGCUGGAGUAGAUGAGGGGUUUGGAAAAAUAAUUGAUCUUCUCAGAGAGAGUGGUGAGCUUGAUAACACAAUCAUAGCAUUUUCUACAGACAACGGAGGUGUUCCUUAUGCAGGCGCUCUAAAUUAUCCACUCAAAGGUGGCAAAUCUACAAUGUGGGAGGGUGGAGUAAGAGCUCCAGGAUUUAUUUAUGCUCCUAAACAACUGGGAGAAGGAUAUGAUUUUCAGGGUCUCUUCCACGUGACUGACUUCUUUCCAACCUUCUUGGCUAUGAUCAAUUCUACAAAGAAGGUAGAAAAAGGUGUGGAACUGGAUGGCAUAAACCAGCUUCAAUCUUUAGUGAAAAAAGAGAAAAAUGGAGUCCGGGAAUCUGUUCAUAUUCAUAGAGAUAUUGAUAGAGACAGUCAUGCUUUCAGAAAAGGACCAUGGAAAAUAAUUGUGGGACAUCACUAUCUACCACUUAUCUUUGAUCGGGUGUACAAUGAGACUACAACAGGUUGGUUGGUUGAAAAUGGAAAUUGGAGAGAUAAAUUAAGAGAUAUUAUCAUUAAAGCCAUGGACUUCAUUACACCAACCCAAAAUACAAUCUUUAUUCAAUACAUUCUCUGGGUCUUCAUAGAUUCCCCUAAUGUUGGUGGACUCUCAUCAAUAAGAAACACACGCUCUGACACAAAUUUGAUGGAGAAACCUUACAAAACAGAUUUAGAUUACUGGAGAAAUCAGCACAGUAUUGAAUACCCAACAAUUGGACUUUAUAAUUUGGAGGAAGAUCCCCAAGAACUAAAUAACCUGGCUUUUCAACAUCCUGACCUAGUUAAGUCCUUGUUAGCUGAAGCAGAAGAGCAAGUAAAAAAUGCCCCAACCACUUUCAGGGGAGAUAUUCUGCAUAAAACGGCUCCCAUUGGUCCUCAAGCAGGACUUAUUGCAAAGCUGAGAAACUAUGGAAGCCAUCAUUCUAAGGUUAUUCCAUUUGGAGCAUAUCUUCCUGAUGAUUUUGAUCUGGAGAGAGCCGAUGAAAAUGAUUUUAUAAGAUUAUUGAACCAACAAAUGCCAGAAAUUUUAUUUAUGUUCGUUCAACUUUUUUCAUAUUAUGUAGUAGUUCCUUUGUUUGCUUUUAGGUUCAUUUACAACAGUUUAUUGAAAUAAACAAUGUAAUUAUU
Molecule: messenger RNA, 1889 nt
Organism: Eurytemora carolleeae
Lineage: Eukaryota; Metazoa; Arthropoda; Copepoda; Calanoida; Temoridae
Product: arylsulfatase B
Exons: 23
Coding region: 7-1875 (622 amino acids)
Source: RefSeq, a predicted model, not a curated record